AUGUCCGAAUUCACUACCCGCAGAUAUUUUGACAACAUCUACAUUCCCGCUGGUCUGAUCGUCUUCGGAUGCUUCAUCACCAAGCGCGAAUGGACGCCGUACGCUGUUGCCCUGGCGCUCGCGCUGGCAGCCUACAAGUUCAACGCCAUGCGUGAGUUCGGCCCCUCUCGGAAUACCUCGGAAUUGCCCGCUGACGAACCCCCUCAUGCAGAGAUCAAGAAGGUCCUCAAGCCCGAUGCCUUCCAGGACUUUGAGCUCAAGGAGAAGACCAUCAUCUCGCACAAUGUCGCCAUCUACCGCUUCAACCUCCCCAACGAGAAGAGCAUCCUCGGCCUCCCCAUCGGCCAGCACAUCUCCAUCGGUGCCAAUUGCCCCCAGCCCGAUGGCACCACCAAGGAGAUUGUGCGCUCCUACACUCCCAUCUCUGGCGACCACCAGCCUGGCUACUUCGAUCUCCUGAUCAAGUCCUACCCCACCGGUAACAUCUCCAAGUACAUGGCGUCGAUGAAGGUCGGACAGACGCUCAAGGUCAAGGGUCCCAAGGGCGCCUUCGUCUACACCCCGAACAUGGUCCGUCACUUUGGUAUGAUUGCCGGUGGUACUGGUAUCACUCCCAUGCUUCAGAUCGUCCGCGCUGUCAUUCGUGGCCGCCCCACUGGUGACAAGACCGAGAUUGACCUCAUCUUCGCCAACGUUACCCCUCAGGAUAUCCUGCUGAAGGAGGAUCUGGAUGCCCUCGCCAAGGAAGACGCUGGCUUCCGCGUGCACUACGUUCUUGACAAGCCUCCUGCGGACUGGACCGGCGGUGUUGGUUACGUCACGGGCGACAUGAUUACCAAGCUUCUUCCCAAGGCUGCCGACGACGUCAAGCUUCUGCUUUGCGGUCCCCCGCCCAUGGUCAGCGGACUGAAGAAGACGGCUGAGAGCCUUGGCUUCAAGAAGGCCCGCCCCGUGAGCAAGCUCGAGGACCAGAUCUUUGCUUUCUAA
Molecule: messenger RNA, 987 nt
Organism: Colletotrichum phormii
Lineage: Eukaryota; Fungi; Ascomycota; Sordariomycetes; Glomerellales; Glomerellaceae
Product: NADH-cytochrome b5 reductase 1
Exons: 3
Coding region: 1-987 (328 amino acids)
Cellular component (GO): endoplasmic reticulum
Molecular function (GO): oxidoreductase activity
Source: RefSeq, a predicted model, not a curated record